Salvia splendens (bonfire salvia) is the source of this 844-nucleotide messenger RNA. Its product is annotated as malonyl-coenzyme:anthocyanin 5-O-glucoside-6'''-O-malonyltransferase-like. Bases 74 to 673 code for a protein of 199 amino acids. The record is from RefSeq and is a predicted model, not a curated record. Lineage: Eukaryota; Viridiplantae; Streptophyta; Magnoliopsida; Lamiales; Lamiaceae. The transcript has 2 exons.
GUUUGCUUGGGUUCAUAACUUUGCAUAUAUAAUUUGUUUGGCACUCCACAUUCCAAGCCCCCUCCAAACUCACAUGGCCAUCAAAAUUGUGCAACGCCACUCCAUCACACCGUCUCACGGCGGCGCCACCGCCGCUGAGUGCAUUCCGCUUCUAUAUUUCGACAUGGUAUGGCUCCACACCCCUCCAACCGAGAUUCUCAACUUCUACACUCUCAAAUCCUCCCAAUCUUAUUUCUUAAACACACUUGUCCCUCAACUCAAACACUCCCUCUCCAUCGCUCUCAAACAUUUCCUCCCCCUCGCAUCCACCAUCAUCUUCCCCCUCACCUCCGCCGCCAUGCCCGUCUCUCGUUACACCGCUGGCGACUCCGUCUCCCUCACGAUCGCCGCAUCCGACGCCGACUUCGCUAACCUCACGGCUAAUCAUUCCAAGGUUGCCGAUGAAUUCCACCAAUUCCUCCCGGAAAUGCCGCCGGAGGUUUUCCACUCCGACCGCAUCGAAUUCAAGGCCCUCGCUAUUCAGGUGACCUUGUUUCCAAACAAGGGAAUCUGCGUCGGCCUCAAACACCACCACGCCAUAUGCGACGCCACCACUCUCUUCGCCUUCCUCCGCACAUGGGCGUCGAUCCACAGAUCCAGAGCCGGUGGAGAAUAUUCCAUCAAAGAUUGUUAGAAUGGAAAGAUUUCUUAAUAUCAAUCACGAUGAUUUGGAAAUCAAUUUAGAAGAUUAUAGAAGAUUGAUAGCAUAAUUGUAGGAGAAUAGAAACCUUCCUUGUAUAUCAAUGUAUCAACCUCUAUAAGAGGAUUAUUGUACAAUGAAUAAAAUACACAGUAAAAAGUAUCA